Molecule: messenger RNA, 1958 nt
Organism: Chenopodium quinoa (quinoa)
Lineage: Eukaryota; Viridiplantae; Streptophyta; Magnoliopsida; Caryophyllales; Amaranthaceae
Product: RING-H2 finger protein ATL1-like
Exons: 1
Coding region: 633-1700 (355 amino acids)
Biological process (GO): protein ubiquitination
Molecular function (GO): transferase activity
Source: RefSeq, a predicted model, not a curated record
UGUGAAUUUAAGGUCAUAAGUUCGAGCCACCAAUUACAUUUUACUUGGGAGCAAGGACUUAACUUGUAAGAGGUGCCGGUUCUCCUAAAUAUAUUAGGCAAAAAAAACUUCAGGCUUGAGAUUUAGUUAGGCGGAAUUAUUUUUUCCUAAUAGUUGUUUGACUUGAUCCAAAUGUUAACCGCUAUCCAAAAUGUUAUUGUCAAACAGGGCUUUAAUGAUAUCUCAACACUUUAUUUAAUUGCAAUUUUUACUUUUUUUUUUUUUUUCCUUUUAAAAAGACGACCAAAUAGUAAAAUAGUGGUACAUGGUACUACUACUAAACAAAUGAUAAAUUUCUGCCAGAAUUUCUGAUGGUUGGCUGGCUGCCCAGAAAUUUCAACAAUCAAACCAACUACUACGUCUACUACUACCACCUCUAUUUGGCUAUUUGGAUACCUGUACCCAUCACUCUUUUUUUUCCUCCACACUCUUUUAUAAACCUCUUCCACCCCUCUUUUUCCUUCUUCCUACCACCCUGUUUUUCUCUCUCCUCCCCUGUUUUCCUGUCCAUUUUCGACAUUCAAUCAAAUUAAAUUCAUGUAACACUAAAACAUCACAAACCACCCUAGCAACUACAUUACACCACCCCUUUUAUGGAUAUCUCCCCUCCGCCACCGCCACCGCCACCGCUGCCGCUAUCGCCAUCGCCACCAAUCCUCCACCUUCAGCACCCGGAAAACAACAGUUUCCCGGUCAUUGCAAUCGCCGUGAUCGGCAUUCUAGCAACCGCAUUGCUCCUAAUCAGCUACUACAUUUUCGUCAUCAAGUGCUGCUUAACUUGGCAUCGAGUCGAUUUCUUUAACCGCUUCUUCUCCCGCGUUAGAGACCCUAGUAACGAUACAGGUUCAUUGAUGAGUCCUACUCUAUCCCCGGACGGCAAUACUGCCGUCCCGAAAGGACUCGAUGAGGCCCUCAUUCGAUCGAUACCAGUAAUAGAAUUUCGGAAGCUGAUUACAGAGCGUAAGCAACACGAUAUUAUUACAUCAGAACCCGCAGCUUCGUACGAGUGCGCGGUUUGUCUUAGCGAAUUUGAAGAGGGUGAGAGAUUACGAGUUAUUCCGUAUUGUUGUCACGCAUUUCAUAUCGAUUGUAUUGAUGUUUGGUUACAAAGUAACGCUAAUUGUCCACUUUGUAGAUCAGGGAUUUCCCCUGCUUCUAUAUUGUACAAUACUCAACAACAUUUCACUCAUUAUCCUCCACCAUUCCAACCCCAGAAACCUUCAAACGACGACGACGACGACAACGAUAACGAUAACGAUAAUGAUACUGAUAAUGAUGAUGAUGAUUUUGUGGUGAUUGAGAUUCAGGGGAAUAAUUUGGAUGAACCCAGAUUAGUAACUAGAGGAGAAUCAGAAGAGAAAAGAAGAGGAAGGAAGAAAUUGGGGCAUGUUUAUAGUUUGGGAGAUGAAUUGAUUGAUAUGAGAAAGCAGGAUGAAGAAUUUGAGGUAGUUCAACCAAUAAGAAGGUCAAUUUCAAUGGAUUUGUCAAAGGAUCGAGAAUAUUGCUUCGAAAUUCGAGAAUAUUGUAGUAGUGAUAUUGAAGUAUGUGAGGUAAGUAGCAGUAGUAGUAACAACAAAGUUAGAAGAUCUAUCUUUUCAUUUGGUUAUGGAAGAAGUAGUUCAUCACGAUGCUCUGUUCAACCAGUUCAUUUGGAUCCAUGAGGUUUUUUUUAAAAUUAUUUUCUUUAAUUUUUUAUAUCAAGGGGGGAUGGGGUUUGAUUAGUGCAGAUGCCAACGAGCUUAAUUGGUUAUAAUGUUGGUAUUACUAUCCUUUGCGGCUUUUUUUAGGCCAAGAAAAAUUGUUUGAUUAGUGUAAAUUAGAAUGUACAAGUUUUUAGAAAUAUGUAUUGGGAAGGGUGUAAGAAUGGGAUAGGUUGUUAUAGAGACAAUUUAGUUGAAAUUUCAUUCAAUUGUUUGGUA